ACACGGUCAACUGUCACAGAGCUCGCUGCUGUUCAGGACAUUUCUGGUCCUUCCUGCAUCUUUGCAAAAAGGAGAUCCCACCACCCCUGAAAAAGAGAUGCCUAAAAGACAGUACCUGCCCCAGGGAAGAGGCUCCUCUGUGCAGCACACCAGAGAGACCAGGCAAAAGAUGAGCAGUCCAAGAAGCAACUAAUAGCAACAGCAAAGUCACCCAUUAGCCAAGAAAUCCUACAUCUCGAUCCAGUACCGAAUCAGCCAUCAACUCCUGAGAUCAGCGAUGCUACCAUUAGAACAGUAUUCUGCUGACCACCCAACAUUUUGGAAAGGCAAUGCUGAUCAACUGUUUGCUGCUCUUGAAUCAAGGGCCUGCCUGGACCUCACAAGCAACAUUCAGGCAUACUGGAAGCGUGAUGUCUCACUCGACUGCAAGGCUGAGAAAACUGAGGGUAAGCCGAGUGCAAAGGUGAUGCAGCUGUAUGACAUGCUCCAGUACACACUGCAAGAGUCAGGACUGCCAGAGACUGUUGACCAUAGCAAUGAGCCAAGAACAGGUCACACUCCCUCUGACCUUGCCAUCUGUGUCUUAGGCUCUCCAGCCCAUUACAUGUCUGUUCUUCUGGAAGGAGGAAGGCAGUGUCCAGGGGAUAUGAUGCUCUGCCUUUCACCAUCUUGGCUGUCUAAAGUUCCCUCAGAUGUUCACUCUGGACUCUUCACUCUGCAACUAAACAAGGCAGUUACCUUUGAUCUGACUGGACGCACCUACAUUGAUGAAUUCUCUCCACCUCGCCAAGUGACCUACUUCCUGGGAUCUGGUGAUGCAGGAGUCUGUGAGGAAUUGGAUCGAGACCUGGAGUGUCCCAGAGGGAGCUCCACAAAACUGAGCCAUCUUAUCACUGAUAAGCUGUUUACCAGGGUAAUUUUGGACAGAAAGCAAAUUAGGGUCCCUGAGACACUUGCUUUUGUCUACAAGCCCUCACAUACAUACGAUACUGCAACGAAGUCAGUAAGAGUAAUACAACUCAGCAACACAGAAGGACAGGAUGACUUCCUACAAAAAGAAAUCAAUCAGUUUUUGGAAUCAGAAACCAUGGAGCCAUACUACAAGGUUGUAGUGAACCCCUCUGGAUGGAGAUGGAGUGGGGCCCAUGCGGUGACUUUCCACCUCAAAUCUGACAAGAUGGCAGUGCUCCAGGCUACAAAGACCUUGCUGGAAAAAUUAAAGGAAGAUGAGAGUGUCCUCAUUGAAGCAUUCUGCCCAGCAAUGCGCUCAAUCACACCAAUACAGCUUGAGAACUAUGAAGACUUUGGACGCGGUAAAAUUCCUAGGCCUGUACUUACCUUCCGCAUCUGCACAGUGGUUUGCAGGACACCUGAAGACCGGCCUCUUCUUACCAAGCUGGUCUGCGGUGUUGGACGUGCUGACAAACCUUUGCAGCACAAAACAUUUAUUCCACAGACCCUUGAUACAACUUUGCAAGAGUGGGGUGUGACAGAUAAGGACCAGCGUGACCGCAUCUACCUUCAGGUGAAGGAGAAGGCUGAGGCUUGCCUGAAAGCCAUCAUGGAGAUGGAAGCAAAGCUUUCCUCAGAGCAAAGAGGAGGUCACAGAGCUCAGACUGAUAUGAUAGGAGUAGACCUUCUGCUAACCAGCAGCAACCAAGUCGUGACACCAGUGGUGCUGAAACUCAACACACACUUGUGCUCAGAGAGUGGUGCUGUCUUUGAAUUCAUGAAUCGCCACACAAUGGGUGAAUCAGCUCGUUUGCUUGUUCAGACAAUGGUCAAACGUUCUCAGUGUUAUCUCAUGGAUGGCAAGAACAUUGCGAUAAUUGGGGGUGGUGCAGUCAGCAAAAUGUUUGUCUAUGAGUCAGCAAAAGACUAUGGCAUAAAGAUUCACCUUGUAGACCCUGACUCCAACCACUAUGCAGUAAAGAUGGUAGAAAGCUUCAUUCAUUAUGACUUCAUUGACCAUAAGCGUGAUGAAGAACAUGCUCAGAAGAUUGUGGAAUUGCUGAAGGAACGAGGGCUGAAACUAGAUGGUUGCAUCUCCUUUUGGGAUGACUGUAUUGUUUUAACUGCCAUGGUAUGUGAAAUGCUAGGUCUGCGUACCAAUCCUGUGAGUGCUAUGGAGAUUGCUAAGCAAAAGAGCAAAACACACCUCCACCUGAUUCAGAAAUGCAGAGAGAUUCCUCAUUGGCCUCCCACCUACCUGUAUGCUGUACCAUGUUGUCACCUGGAGAGCCAUGCUGACAUAGACAAAGCUGCUCAGUUUAUGAACUUUCCUGCUGUGAUGAAGCUAGAGUAUGGUGCUGGGGCAGUGGGAGUUAAAAUGGUGGAAAACCUUGAACAGUGCCAUCAGCAUUUUGAGAAGAUAUCUAAUGACCUACGGGAGGACACAGACUAUCCAGGAAUAGGCCUUGGUUGGGGGAAUACAAUGCUGCUGAUGGAAUAUAUUGAUGGCACUGAACAUGAUGUUGACAUCAUAAUCUAUGAUGGAAAAAUGAUUGCGUACUUUGUUUCUGACAAUGGCCCUACUCGCAUCCCUUACUUCACUGAAACUGCAGCGACUAUGCCAUCUUACCUUAAGCUAGAUAAGCAAGCUCAACUUGUCACUGCAGCUUAUCAGUGCUGUGUAGGCUGUGGGCUCACAAAUGGUGUCUUUAACACUGAGAUGAAGAUGACCCCAACAGGGCCUAAACUAAUAGAGAUCAAUGCUCGAAUGGGUGGCUUUUAUCUUCGGGAUUGGAUCAAGACAAUCUACAGUGUUGACAUUAUGUUUUCAGCUUUUAUGAUUGCCUGCAGCAUACGCCCUAUCAUUCACUGCAGUGAGCCUCUCUGCCACCUGAUAGGAGUGAUGUGUGUUGUCUCACAGCACCUUAAAGCGCUGAAGACUACAGCCAGCUCUGAAGUUUUGAGAAUGCUGCAUGACCAAGGGGUGAUUCGACUUAACCAGUUGGAGGAUGAAAUAAUUUCAAGUGAGUAUGAAGAGCCAUACUGUAAUGUAGCAUGUAUGAGCAAGGACCGAGAAAAGGCUCGCCUCCAGCUUAUCAGCAUAUGCCAAAUUCUGGGCAUUGACUCUACUGAUUAUCCAGUAACUUACUUCCUAUCUGAUUUCAAGUAACUAUUCAUUUCUUAUGAAGGCAAGAAUCUGUGGAAGAAAGCAACUAUAAAAUUCUCACUGAUGUCAGUCUGAUUUAAAUAUUUCUGAAAAUGAUUAUGGUAGAAAAGGACCACUGGUUUAAAACCCUAGCAAAGUUGGCAUUUUUUUAUAUAGUUCUCUAACCCACACUGUGCAUGUAUAUACUUAUUCUUACCCAAGUACAGCCACAUUUUUUCAGCAAACAAGCAUGUCAGUCUAUCCCACACAUAACUGUAACCACUGAUAUUUUACAUGUGCUCAUUGCACUAGCUGUCCCAUUGCUUCCAGGUCCUACCACUUUUCUUUGAAAUCAGAUUAUUUGAUUUUCUUCAUAACCCUUCAAUAUCAUUUUUUUUAUCUUGCUGAUAUUCUUAAAAUCAGUAAAAUACAUUCAGGACCUCAGAUGCCUAGCCAUUUGAUAAAAUGAAAACAGUUGUCCCUGAUCAAUCAUUGAAUUCUUAAAAGGCUAAACUACAAACUGUAUAUGCAUCUUAAAUGUCCAUAUGAAGAAACAGUGGUGUCAUUUGUCUUAUCCAUAUGAUUCAUGUAGCUCAGGCAUCUGUUGAAGCUGGUAUGGGAGGCUAGGUGUGCACAUCCUGGGUAGAGGGGAGGUUGACUGGGCCAUCCAACUCCACAAUCCCUCAAAGGAGGGGUGGUGAUGCAAAGGAAGUCUAGUGUAGACUUUAGGUCAUCUUUACAGUAGCCUUAACUGCUGGUAUAUGGGAACAUGCACUUGCACAAAGAGGACAUAGUGAACCCCGUGAUCUUGCAAGUCAUAUGAUCCCUGCCAAGGAAUAUGGUUAGGGCUUUAAAAAUGCCCUCAUUGCUGAAUGCUGGUGAGGGCAUAAAAUAAUUCUCAUGGUUGACUCAAUUAUGUUCACAUCAUGGAUUGGUUCUGCCCUAGUGAUGGGGAAUGAAUGGGAAGUUGUGGUGACUUGAUAACAUAGGGACAUAAAAGCAUACAAAAAAAACAGACUGGAUAUUCCUUUAGCACACUGAGACUUGCCUUCAUCACCAGUCAACCCAGGACUUAGGUCUGUUAAUGGAAAUACUGCCAUAACUGAUUGCUUUAGGUCAUCAGCGUUAUUCACCUCUCCACUGUUACACAAAGAUUUGCUGAUUCACAGCUGUCACAUAAAUUAGCACCAAGUACUCCUUCUGACUAUAUAAUUGUUCUAUUAUAAAAUUUGUUUGGCGUGACAAACCAGCAACAGUAUGCUGAGUAAUACUCUUUUAUAUGGAUUAUUUAAUAUCACAUCCCAAAAAAAGUUUUACAGCUUAAUUCUUUGGAUGAGAAGUGAGAGCCAUGGAUUUCUGGCUGUGCACCCACGCUACACAUGCACAGCUAUUCUACUCCUUGCACUCCCAGAAAGAGAAUCAUAUAAUUCUGGUACCACUCUGAACUUUAUCUCUGUAUAUUUACUGAAUUUCCACACAUUAACAGAAACCCUUUUCAUUAAGAUGCUUAAUAUCCUAUGUCCACACUUGAUAAAUCCUGCAAAUGCAAAAUGUUUCUUACUCUGCAAAUCGAAACUUUUCUGCAGCUGUUGAAUCCAAGUCUCAGAGAUGGGACUCCCAAAAUAUAACAAUCAUGAUCACUUCCUUGACACUAUUGUAUAUGGUACAUAUUCUCAAGUUAGAUUAAACUGCAGUCAAGGUCAACAUAGAAUAGUUCCAGCGUCUAGACUACAACUUGAUAUAGUACAAAUCCACAGCUGUUCACUCACUGUAGUCAAGCCACAUUAAGGUCUCACUGUCAGGCAGAGUUAAAUUCUAAUCUGAGAUAGGGGAGUAAUCGAGCAUGGUAAUCACCUAAUAUUGCUACUCAUAUCGUGUUACACUACCUCUGAAGUUGCAACUAACAUUAAUAUCCGCAUGAAGUUACUCCCUAAUAAAGUCAGUGCUACUAUAACUGUCCACAUGAUAUUAUCUAUCCCUGAAGUUACUGCUUACAUUAUUGCCCAUAUCAAGUUACACCCUGCUGAAGUCACAUAUAGUGAGGUCACUUGACAUUUACAUCAUAUGAACAGCAAUCCUAACAUUACACUUUAUGUGAUGUUACCCCUCAGUGAAGUCACUGCUAAUACUGCUGUCCAUUGAUGAUCAGAUCCCAGUGAAGCCACACUCAUCAGUGACCUAACACUACUGCCCUCAUAAUGUCACAAGCCAGUGAGGUCACUGCUAACACUCAUGGUCAUAAGUCAAACCUUACUGAAAUCACUGCAAAAAUUACUGUCCCUAUGAUGUCACUUCCCAGCAGAGAGACUGUUAGCAUUGCUGCCAACAUAACUGUCACACCCCACUGAAACCACUGCUGAUCCUCCUUUUACAGGUUUUAAUCUGAAGUAGGCACUCAACAACAAGUUGUUAAAUCAAAAUUAAAAGAGCACAAUUAAUUCAGAAACUACACAUUGUGUGACAGAUUUGAGGACAGAGGCUAAAGAAGGCUGGGUCUAUAACUUUAUGAUUUAAAACUCUGUUCCUUUAUUAUAUAGCUUGAGAACACAGAAUGUUUCUUUCAUAUUCUCAUAAAAUGUCACUUCAGGGAAUGGUGCCUCAAUGUUAGAUUUCUUUCUGCAUCUCAGGAACUGCAGUAAUGAGGUUGAAGGGAAUGAGAUCAGGGCUUUAGCAGGCCACAUCAAUACCAGUGUCUGCUUUGCCAAAUACUGUGUAACAAAAUUCUGCCUGAUUACAUUUUGUUUUCAGCCUGAUUGAGGCUAUUCAGUUUGCUACUUGAAGGAAGGCAGAGUAACACUCUUACUUAAUGAUACCCAGACACACACACGCACGCACAUGCACGCACAUGCAUGCACACGCACACACACGCACACAGACACACACACACAGAC
Messenger RNA from Protopterus annectens (West African lungfish), 5988 nucleotides. It is a transcript of the gene CARNS1, whose product is annotated as carnosine synthase 1. The transcript has 11 exons. Gene Ontology annotation, biological process: carnosine biosynthetic process. Lineage: Eukaryota; Metazoa; Chordata; Ceratodontiformes; Protopteridae. Gene Ontology annotation, molecular function: metal ion binding; carnosine synthase activity; ATP hydrolysis activity. The record is from RefSeq and is a predicted model, not a curated record. The coding region runs from base 278 to 3121 and encodes 947 amino acids.